AUGCGAGAAGAAAAUCGAGAAAAUGCGUUCGAACCAGUGAUGAGAGAUUUACAAGCUCGAUACGAACAGAUGAAAAACUUAGAGAGAGUCACGCAGAACGAGAAGAUACGUUUGACGCGAAAGAUCCCGGAGAUCGAGAAGAAUUUAGAAGCCUUGAACGCGUUAGACGCGAACCAUACUCGUCGUCAAGAGGAGGAGAAGGAAAAGACGACGACUACAACGAAAUUAAAGUAUCAGUUAGGCGAGGCGUCGAUUUACGCCAAAGCUGACAUCGAGGAUCCGAGCAAAGUGUUCCUUUGGCUCGGCGCGAACGUCAUGCUCGAAUAUCCGCUCGCCGAGGCGAAGCAGUUGUUGGAGACCAAUUUAGAAAACUGUAAGAAAUCUUUAAUCGCGACGGAUGGCGAUUUGGCGUUUAUAAAAGACAACGCGACGAUACAAGAGGUGAACUUAGCGAGGGUGUACAACUGGGACGUGAAGAGGAGGAUGGAAGGCGUUUUGAAAAAGGACGAACCUCGAGACGUAGCCGGUAUCGAGCGCUGA
This is a messenger RNA of Bathycoccus prasinos, 540 nucleotides long. RefSeq lists its product with no specific name. The transcript has a single exon. The record is from RefSeq and is a predicted model, not a curated record. Gene Ontology annotation, biological process: protein folding; tubulin complex assembly; microtubule-based process. Gene Ontology annotation, molecular function: tubulin binding. NCBI's taxonomy places the organism in Eukaryota, Viridiplantae, Chlorophyta, Mamiellophyceae, Mamiellales, Bathycoccaceae. Bases 1 to 540 code for a protein of 179 amino acids. Gene Ontology annotation, cellular component: cytoplasm; prefoldin complex.